AUGAAUUGUAUCAAUAGUCGUCAAAUCUGGGACGAAAAUGUGGCAGUGAUUCAUCAACAUAAUCUUGAAUUCGAUAUUGGUCUCCAUAGUUAUACACUUGCAAUGAAUCAAUUUGGUGAUAUGACAAAUGAAGAAUUUCGAAAACAAAUGAAUGGAUUUAAAAUGAUUUCAGAGAACGAAACAAAACAAAUAAAUUAUCAAACAUUUUCAAGACCCGCAAAUCUUAUUUUACCAGAUAGUGUUGAUUGGCGUACGAAAGGUUAUGUAACAUAUGUGAAAGAUCAAGGUCAAUGUGGUUCAUGUUGGGCUUUCUCAACAACUGGUGCACUGGAAGGACAACAUUUUGCAAAAACAUCACAACUUGUUUCGCUUUCUGAACAAAAUUUAGUUGAUUGUUCACUGCUGAAUUUUGGAUGUAAUGGUGGUAAUCAAGAUCUUGCCUUUGAUCAUAUUAAGCUUCAUCAUGGAAUUGAUACUGAAGAGACUUAUCCAUAUAUGGCUGAACGUCAAUUAUGUCAGUUUAAUAGAAAAAAUAUUGGUGCUACACUAACGGGUUAUACUCGAAUACAAAAGCACAAUGAAAUGGAUCUCCAAGCUGCGAUUGCUACAGUUGGUCCAAUAGCAGUCUCGAUCGAUGCUUCACAAGGUUCAUUUCAAUUUUAUUCGAGUGGAGUCUAUGAUGAACCUAAUUGCUCAACAAAAAGACUCGAUCAUGCCGUUUUAGCGGCCGGAUAUGGAACAUUGAAUUCCAAAGAUUAUUAUAUUGUUAAAAAUUCGUGGGGUGUCGAUUGGGGAAUUAAAGGUUACAUACUAAUGAGUCGAAAUAAACAAAAUCAGUGUGGAAUUGCUACAUCAGCUCUUUAUCCAAUUGUUUAA
Rotaria sp. Silwood2 is the source of this 876-nucleotide messenger RNA. The record is from the annotation of a GenBank genome assembly. NCBI's taxonomy places the organism in Eukaryota, Metazoa, Rotifera, Eurotatoria, Philodinida, Philodinidae.